Molecule: messenger RNA, 1188 nt
Organism: Prosopis cineraria
Lineage: Eukaryota; Viridiplantae; Streptophyta; Magnoliopsida; Fabales; Fabaceae
Product: putative disease resistance RPP13-like protein 1
Exons: 4
Coding region: 1-1188 (395 amino acids)
Source: RefSeq, a predicted model, not a curated record
AUGCUGCCAAAUGACAUGCAAGAUCUUGUAAACUUGCGGCAUCUUGAUGUUAGGAACACUGGUUUGAAAGAAAUGCCGAGGGGAUUAGGCAAGUUAAAAAAUUUGCAAUUUUUAAGUGACUUUGUUGUUGGAAAAGAGCAAGGGAUCAAUAUUGGAGAAUUGGGAGCAAUGAAAAAUUUAAAGGGUUGGGUUGCAAUUAAUAAAUUAGAGAAUGUCAAGAAUGGAAAUGAAGCCUAUGAAGCGAGGAUGACAGAGAAGAAGCACAUUAAGGAUCUAACAUUAUCAUGGUCAAAGGAUGACGGCGUGGACGAUACACGUUAUAGGGGCACAGCAUUUCCGGAUUGGUUGGGGAGUCCUCGCUACCACAACGUGACUUGGUUUCGACUGGAUAAUUGCAAAAACUGUUGCAUGCUUCCCCCCCUCGGGCAGCUCCCGGCUCUAAGGAGAUUAUAUAUUGAAGGAUUAGAAAGUAUUGAGAAGAUUGGCGAAGAGUUUUUGAAGGCCGGUGUCCCGAAAUUGAGGAUUAUCGACAGGUGGAUGUGGAAGUGUGGGGUGGGUGGCAAAGAGAAAGAGUUACCUGCUUCCCUUAGGAAGCUAGAAAUUACAGGAUGUCGGAUGUUGGAAUCAAUGUCGGAGGCACUCUCUAAACAUUUGCGUCUUCAAGAAUUAGGUAUCUGGGAGUGCUCCAAUACAUCACAUCAAAUGAUUCAUUUGCCCCCAUCACUACAACGGUUAACGAUACACAUUUGUCCGAAUGUCAAUUUUGUGUUGAGUUCAACUGCUCCUCUACAAAAUCUCCAAUCUAUAGCCAUUCAGCUGCGUUGUAAUUUUGUGAAGUUUAUGUCGGAUGACAUGGAACAUCUUCUCCCAAAUUUGAAAGAUCUAUGGAUAACUCUUUGUCAAGAGAUGGAAGCAUUUCCAGAAGGGAUCCUUGUGCCAAAUGUCAAUUGUUUCCCGGAGGGCUUUUCUCUUCCUGCCACUCUCACCACUCUGCAGCUCAGCAACUUCAGGUACUUGGAGACGUUGGAUUGCACAGGACUUGAGCACCUAACCUCCCUCCAACAACUCAACGUCAGGGGGUGUCCCAAGCUGGAGAAAAUGUCUGGAGAAAAGCUGCCUUAUUCUUUAAGAGAGCUUCGCAUUAGUGGUUUGUCAAUUGUUGGAAGAAAACUACCACAAGGAGGAUGA